This is a messenger RNA of Bombina bombina (fire-bellied toad), 1392 nucleotides long. RefSeq names its product solute carrier family 38 member 11 (gene SLC38A11). Lineage: Eukaryota; Metazoa; Chordata; Amphibia; Anura; Bombinatoridae. Gene Ontology annotation, biological process: amino acid transmembrane transport. The transcript is spliced from 12 exons. Bases 1 to 1392 code for a protein of 463 amino acids. Gene Ontology annotation, molecular function: amino acid transmembrane transporter activity. The record is from RefSeq and is a predicted model, not a curated record.
AUGGAGAUCACUGAGCUACAAGGCAACUGGAUAGAAAUGGAUGAUAAGCAGUUGCUUGUGGAAAACAACAAAGAGGAACGAAAACUUAACAAAAACAUAUGCCUGGCUGGCUUUAAUACAAUCAACGCUAUCCUUGGUACAGGAAUGAUAGGGUUACCAUAUUCAAUGAAGCUGGCUGGAUUUCCUCUGGGGUUGUUACUUUUGCUUGGAAUAGCAUAUAUCACUGAUUGUUCCAUGAUCCUGUUGAUAAAAGGAGGAGCAAUGUCUGGCACCAGCACAUACCAGUCUUUGGUUAGCAAAACAUUUGGAUUUCCAGGAUACAUUAUUUUAUCUGCUUUACAGUUUUUAUAUCCUUUUGCUGCAAUGAUUAGCUAUAACAUAAUAACAGGAGACAUUUUGCCAAAAAUAUUUCAACGUAUCCCUGGAGUUACUCAAGAAAAUGUGCUUUCUGACCGUCGUUUUGUUAUCUUGGUCACUACGGCCAUUGUAACUCUUCCCAUAGCACUUUAUCGCAAUAUGCAAAGGCUUGGAAAGGUGUCUUUGAUAUCCCUAAUUUUAACAUUUAUUGUCCUCAUAAUCAUCAUUAUAAGAGCAUCUUCAUUGACUUCAAUAAUACCCCAGACUGAAGAUGCCUGGGUUUUUGCAAAGCCAAACACAAUUCAAGCAGUUGGUGUGAUGUCUUUUGUUUUUAUGUGCCACCAUGCUUGUUUUUUAAUUUAUGGAUCGCUGGAAGAAGCUACAGUCAGUAACUGGUCGUGUAUUAGCCAUGUUUCAAUGCUGCUGUCAUUGUUUAUUAGUGUGAACUAUUCUGUAUUUGGAUAUGUGACAUUCACAGGAUUCACCCAAGGAGAUCUGUUUGAGAAUUAUUGCAAAGAUGAUGACCUAGCCACCAUUGGAAGAUUCUGCUAUGCACUCACAAUAAUCCUAACUUAUCCUAUGGAAUGUUUUGUGGCUAGAGAGGUGAUUGCAAAUGUGUUCUUUGAAGGUAAUCUGUCACAUACUCUUCAUGUGGCAGUUACUAUGUUAAUUGUGUUUCUGACUACGUGUAUAUCUCUAACCUCUGACUGUCUAGGAAUGGUACUAGAACUAAAUGGUAUUGUGAGUGCUACUCCUCUGGUAUUUAUCAUCCCUACAGCUUGCUAUCUGAAGCUGUCAGAAGACCAUUGGUAUCACAAAAACAAUGCAAUGCCGUGUAUUAUACUCUUGCUUGGCCUGAUCAUAAUGCCAGUGGGCUUUGUCAUGGCUAUUUUGUAUCCACAGGAAUGUAGUCAUGGUAAUGAAAUGUUUUACUGUGUCUCCAACAGCUCUACUGUUUACAACAUUACAACUGCAAAUCUGUAUCCAGCUAAUAAAUUGCAAAGCAGUAUUAAAGGAACUGUAAACAUCUUGUAA